This is a messenger RNA of Protopolystoma xenopodis, 552 nucleotides long. The record is from the annotation of a GenBank genome assembly. NCBI's taxonomy places the organism in Eukaryota, Metazoa, Platyhelminthes, Monogenea, Polystomatidea, Polystomatidae.
CCUCGUCUUCAGGUACUGGAAAAUUCGCCGCCUGAGCGAAAGCAUGAACGAAUUUUGCAAGUCCCGCCCACCUCAGUGACUCUCAACUUUAGUGAAAGUAUAUUUCUUGGCGAAGACAUCGAACCUGGAUAUGCCGUUAUUGAUGCAGGCGCCAAUGGUACUAGAGCUGACUGCAACCUUAAUGACAAUGAGGGUGGCCGUAAAUGUGGUGUUUGUAUCGGAAAACUGCCACCAUUUCAACUACUUUGGGACAAUAUACAGACAUGGGAGAGAUGCUGCGGAGUAUUAAGCUUUCGUGACUAUAUACCCAUCAGACGAAUACCUCAAUCCGGGAAUGCGAUGAUCCCGCCUACCUGUUGCCACAAUCCAAAGAACGAGGACUGCCAGCGAAACCCUAAUCUUUUCAAUAGCUACAUUGCAUGGUCUUGUGAUAUGGCGAUAUGGAAUCGUAUUGCCGAAUCCUAUGAAUUUGUUGUCACAUGUCUCAGCUUUUUCCAAUUCUAUCUCUGCAUUUUUGUGAUUCUCCUCGUCAUGGCUGCCCUGCUCGCCUGA